Messenger RNA from Oxyura jamaicensis (ruddy duck), 3188 nucleotides. RefSeq names its product adaptor related protein complex 1 associated regulatory protein (gene AP1AR). NCBI's taxonomy places the organism in Eukaryota, Metazoa, Chordata, Aves, Anseriformes, Anatidae. Gene Ontology annotation, biological process: regulation of Arp2/3 complex-mediated actin nucleation; negative regulation of substrate adhesion-dependent cell spreading; negative regulation of cell motility. The transcript is spliced from 10 exons. The record is from RefSeq and is a predicted model, not a curated record. The coding region runs from base 170 to 1075 and encodes 301 amino acids. Gene Ontology annotation, molecular function: AP-1 adaptor complex binding.
CCUCCUCCUCGCCGCCCCCAGCCCGCCCCAUUGUUCCUUCCCCGCCGCCCUGCCAGCGCGGCCGCUGGGGCCGUUUGAAUCGGCGCGGGGCGCCAGUGGCCCGCAGGGAGGAGGAGGAGGAGGAGGAGGAGGAGGAGGAGGAGGAGGAGGAGGAAGAUCCCAGGAUGCGAUGGGGAACUGCUGGGCGCGGUGGUGCUGCGGGCUGCUCCUGCGGAGGGAAGCGGGCCGGCUCCAGCGAGGCGGAGGAUCAAAGUAUUUCAGAACAUGUGCAACAGGAGAACACUUCACUAUAGAGUUCGAGAACCUCGUGGAAAGUGAUGAGGGGGAAAGUCCAGGAAGCAGUCACAGACCGUUGACUGAUGAAGAAAUUGCUGACUUGAAAGAGAGGCAUUAUGACUCCAUUGCUGAAAAGCAAAGAGCUGUUGAUAUGAAACUUCAGUCAGAGUUAGCCUUACAAGAGGAGAAGUUAAGAAUAGAAGAAGAGGCUUUAUAUGCUGCACAACGUGAAGCAGCCAGGGCAGCAAAGCAGAAAAAGCUCUUGGAGCAACGUAGACAGCAAAGGAUAACACAGAGAGCACAUGCUGUUAAUAAUGGAGACUAUCAAAGCUCUGUGGCAGAAGAAGAUUUUGAUUCUUUCUUAAGAAAUUCAAAAUUCCAGUAUGAAGCUUUUCGAAGUAGCAGACUUUCAUCUGAUGCUACUGUGCUGACGCCAAACACAGAGAGCAGUUGUGACCUAAUGACCAAAACAAAAUCGAUGAGUGGAAAUGAUGACAGCACUUCAUUAGAUUUAGAGUGGGAAGAUGAAGAAGGCAUGAACAGAAUGAUUCCAGUGAGAGAACGCUCAAAAACAGAAGAAGAUAUACUCCGGGCAGCACUAAAAUUUAAUAGCAAGAAGACUGGAAGUAAUCCAGCUUCAGCCUCGGAUGAUUCGAAUGGACUGGAGUGGGAGAAUGAUUUUGUUAGUGCUGAAAUGGAUGAUAAUGGCAAUUCAGAAUAUGCUGGAUUUGUAAAUCCUGUAUUAGAUUUGUCUGCAUCAGAUAUAAGGAUAUCUGAUUCCGAUCAGCAGGACAGAUAGUGAAACUGUGGCCCUCAUUUAUGACCAAAUGUUUAAAAGUGAGAUAGAAUGUACAAAAACAUAUUGCUCUUUUAUAAAACUGUUCCCUUCUCUUUCUUAUAAAUGGAUCAGCAAGGAAUGGGAAUGACUUGCUAUCUGAAUUAAUUCAGAAUUAAGUGCAAUUUUAUCAUCUACCUUCUAAACUUUUGUGAAAACUGGGAUGAUUCCAUUGUGUAUAUUUCAGGAUAUCUGGAUUUAAUAUAAAAUUAUCUGCACUAAUUUAAGCUUCAUAGCUUGACAUAUCUAUAUUUUAACUAGCCUUUUUUUCUGGAUGAUGUUUCUACUGAUUUGUUUUUAAAAUUCAUCAUUGGCCUAACAUUUAUCUGUGAAAUAGUCUUAUAUAAUUUAUCUAAUACUUGAAUAUAGAGAUAAUUUUUAAAAUAUCUUUUUUCCAAUAUGUGCUCUUUGACUUGUUCUUCAGCUAUUUAGAGGGUGUAAUUAGCCAGCUGUAAAAACAAGUUUCUCACAUGGUAAAUUGCAGUUUUCUGUCUUAUUCUCUCUAGUCUUGUGUUGUCGUCUUUCCAUUUCUUUUAUUUUUUUUAUUAUUUCAUGCUAAGCACAGUGAACCUCAACAAACAUAGUAUAAAUCGUUAGGUUAGGUAAGCUAUUGUCUUGUAUAAUAUGCCAGGCAUAGUCAGUGUGUGCCUAGAUAGAGGGAAAAAAAAAAACACAUCAAAAUCCUGUGUUUUAAAUCAGAAAUUUUAACCAUCAUCUAAUGGAGAACUGUGAGGACCAAAGCUUUGAUUUCCCACCCACCCCUCUCCCCAGCAGAUUAGCAUGUUACUACAUGUUUUUAAAAAUUCUUUACGUUGUGGACAACUUGUAAUUCAGCUUGAUAAGAAGAGCUGUUGAAAUGCAAUGUUCUCGGAGCAAACUGGGAGUCUGAACUUCUAUACUGCAUUUAAAAAAAUACGCGUAUUCCUUCAAGUUACAAAAUGGUAUAUUUAAGUGAUCUAGAUCUCCUGUGCCUCAAAACUGGAUGCUUAAUACUGACAACGUGAGGAUGAAAUUUAAGCAGGUGUUCAGUUACUGCAGAUCUGGUGUAAUGUGCUCUUCCCCUUGUAUUUAUGUAAGUUAUACUUAAAAAAAAAAAAAAGUUCACUGAAGAGAAUGUGCAAAACAGUUGUAAAACUCAAGCUUUCCCCAAGGUUUCAGUAUAGCCGUACUCUACUACUGUUACUUUGUGUAGCUUUCUUGUUUUUUCCCUGAAAAAAAGGCGAUGGGGGUGUUUUUUCCUUGUUGUGGAAUAAAAGCAGAAUACUGUAAGUAGUAACAGCUGCAUCAUUAGAAGAACUGAAUUUGUUGGUAGGAGUUGUGUAAUGGUUUUAGAUUAUCUGAGAUCUUAUCUAAUGUUAGAGUUGCUACAACGUGGUCCUCUUCCUGAUAACUUAAAAUACUACACACUUGGGUUAAAUAUGUAUAUAUCAACACUAACGAACAGAUAAAUCAUUUGUUGAUAACAUUCCAUUUCUUAAUUUAAACUGUAGCUAUGUCAUUGAAAAUAUUUUAAUGUAAUUAUCUACAUUUGCAAUGCCUGUAAUAUGCUUUAAAAAUUUGUACACAUCAAAUGUAUAUUUUUGGUUUGGCAUAUGCUACUACCGUGUAACUUCUGAUGUUUACUCAUAAUAUAUUCCUACUGAAAUGAAGGCAACACUCUUGAUGUGCAAAUAACACACUUUUUUUAUCCUGCUGAAACUGUACCGUAUCCUGCAGUGAUCACUAAUUUCCCUGAUCAAUGAACAUGAGAUUGACCUGUCCUGACCAUGCUUCAAGGAAGUACACUAUAGCUGACAGUCUUGCUUGUAGAAUGAGCAAGCAUUUGGGGGUGGGGGGGGGAACAGCUGUAAUUCCAACCAAAGGUCUAUUCUGUGCAUGUUCUGUAGCCAUGGUUAAUAGCAUUCUGCUCUUCAGAGUUAGGUGAAUCCCACUGAGUGAUUUAAGAAAUUGUCAAUAUUUGUGGAAAUUUAAGAAAUUGAAAAUGAUGUAAACAGCUUACGUGAGACAACACAACAGUACUGUAAAAUACAUAUCUCUGUACAAACUUAAAACUAAUUAAACUUUUCAAUCAGUCUUA